CUCUCUCCAUAUUGUUACGUAGUCCCUUUGUUACAUACAUACCCAAGUACCUCAAUUGUCAAUAUGCAUAUCAAUCAUCAUAUAAAAAUGAUUGAUGAACAUUAAAUCCUAUUAUUAUAUAUAUGUGAUAGGAGAAUUUCAAAUUCGGACUUAGAUUCUUCAAUUGAGAUUCCUUUAGAAAUGAGGUUUCAGCCGAGACUCGCUGAAGCACGUACAAAUUCGAAAGUCCUUUCGAAAACAUCUGAUAAAAUUGAAACGAUACAGAGAAAAUUAGGGCAAUCAGUGCAGAAGCGCGGUGCCAGAGUAGAUGUUCCAGCUGGAAUUGUGACGACAACCAGUCAAGAGAAGCAACAGAAGCUGACGAAGUUGUUGAUGAAAGUGAAUAUACAGAACAGUGUGGGGCCGGUUCAUGUUGUAAUGUCGCCGGAAAACACCGUUGGGAAGUUGAUAAAGGCUGCGAUUGAGAUUUACGUGAAGGAGAAGCGGCGGCCGUUGUUGCCUAGUAGCGAUUUUCGGUGUUACGAGCUUCAUUACUCCCAAUUUAGUUUGGAGAUCUUGAAGGCAGAACAAAAGUUGCUGAAUUUGGAGUCUCGAAGUUUCUUUCUAUGUCCAAAACCAAACUGUCGUAUUAAUCUAUCUUUGAAGAACAAAGCAAAGUCCACUGAGAAACUUCCAUUUAUCUUGGCAAAGUUCAUGGAUCUCUUAAUACAAAUCGUCAUAAAUCUAAGUAGUUUUUGGCCAAAAUGUCAUCCCCAAUGACUUUAAUCAUAUAUUUAAAUAAAAAAUGCUUGUGACCAGUAAUGUUCUCCACAUCAUGUGAAUUUGACACCUUCUGUUGUAAUCGAUUCUUCUUCUACUUUUAGUUAUUUUGUGUAAUUUACAAUUCAAUUUUUAUAAAGUUGAACGAAAUGACUAUGAAUGCUCGAUGGGGCUUUUAAUUUAAUUGGAUCUACUAGUCAAAUUUGGUGCAAGAUGUAUUCAAGAUUUCAACAUUUUACAUUGUAAGUUAAUUAAGCCCAAGUUUGCUCAAUAACG
This is a messenger RNA of Solanum dulcamara, 1035 nucleotides long. RefSeq lists its product as uncharacterized. The transcript is spliced from 2 exons. NCBI's taxonomy places the organism in Eukaryota, Viridiplantae, Streptophyta, Magnoliopsida, Solanales, Solanaceae. The record is from RefSeq and is a predicted model, not a curated record. Bases 181 to 759 code for a protein of 192 amino acids.